Notolabrus celidotus (New Zealand spotty) is the source of this 1656-nucleotide messenger RNA. RefSeq names its product corticotropin releasing hormone binding protein (gene crhbp). The coding region runs from base 165 to 1133 and encodes 322 amino acids. Gene Ontology annotation, biological process: negative regulation of corticotropin secretion; negative regulation of corticotropin-releasing hormone receptor activity; hormone-mediated signaling pathway. NCBI's taxonomy places the organism in Eukaryota, Metazoa, Chordata, Actinopteri, Labriformes, Labridae. Gene Ontology annotation, molecular function: corticotropin-releasing hormone binding. The record is from RefSeq and is a predicted model, not a curated record. The transcript is spliced from 8 exons.
GUUAAAGGUUGUGAUGUCUUCAGUGUGCAGAGCAUCUCCAUACCACAACUAUAAGAAACCUCAUAAUCGUACCAGGACUUGUCUCUAUAAAAAGCCGCUGAGCGCGCGCAGCAGCUCAGACCUCCUCUCCGCUCAGGUGCGUCCAGCUGACAGAGACGCGCGUCAUGAUGGAGCACACAUUCCGGGAGCAGCUCUUCUUUCUGGUGCUGAGUCUGUCUGUGCUCAAAGGAGACUCCAGAUACAUCGAGCAGAAUAAUGAGAUCUCCAAAGAUGAUUUAUUUUCAUUUUUCAACCCGGAACUGAAGAGAGAAACACCCGAGGAGUUAAUGUACCGCCGACCUCUACGUUGUCUGGACAUGGUUGCAGUAGAAGGUCAGUUCACCUUCACAGCCGAGCGCCCUCAGCUCAGCUGUGCAGCUUUCUUCAUGGCAGAGCCCAACGAAGUCAUCAGUGUGGAUUAUGACAAUGUGGACAUCGACUGCAGCGGGGGAGACUUCAUCACGGUGUUUGAUGGCUGGGUGAUGAAGGGAGAGAAGUUCCCCAGCUCUCAGGAUCACCCUCUGCCGGUGUAUGAGCGUUACGUGGAUUACUGUGACUCAGGAUCAGUGAGGAGAACCGUGCGCUCCUCCCAGAACGUGGCCAUGGUCUUCUUUCGGAUUCACAACGCCGGCAGCAGCUUCACCCUGACAGUCAGGAAACACAUCAAUCCUUUCCCCUGUAAUGUCAUCUCCCAGUCACCAGAGGGCAGUUACACAAUGGUGAUCCCACAGCAGCACAGGAACUGCAGCUUCUCCAUCAUAUAUCCAGUCGAGAUCGACGUCUCUGAGUUCAGCCUGGGACACAUGCACAACUUUCCCAAGAGGUCCUUGCCCGGCUGUGCAGAAUCAGGAGACUUUGUUCAGCUGCUGGGAGGAAACGGCAUCGACACAUCGAAGCUGCUGCCCAUCACAGACCUCUGCAUCUCCUUCACCGGACCCACUCACAUGAAGAUCGGCUGUGACAACACGGUGGUGAGGAUGGUCUCCAGCGGGAAGUUUGUCAGCCGAGUGUCUUUCAGCUACAGGCUGCUGGACAGCCAGGAGCUGCAGACGAUCAAACUCAACAACGUGGAGGAUUUCUGUUUCAACAACUGAUCCAGGAUCGUAAAGAGACUGAAGUGUCAUGUGACUGCAAUUAUUUUACUGAAAACAAGAGAUCACCUGGUCAGUCCAUCCGGUUCAAACGUCCACAAUCCAAAGACAUAAAAAUAAAGGUGUAUUAAAUAAAUCCAUUCACAGUGAUGACGUUACAGACUCCAAAACUCACCCGACGUUUGAUUCAUUGGUUUCUGCUUCUCCGUCGUUGGACUCAUCGUCCGCCGCCUCAUAAAGCUCAAUGAAGUGUCCUUUGUGUUUGGUGGAUCGCUGUCGUUGUUUAUGUUUUUCAUGUACGGGUUGGUGGUCGACAUUCUUGCAGAGGAAUGGUGCUAAAACGAAUGUUCAACCUGCUGUUUCUUUCGCUGAAUGAUGACAUGAUGUGAUGAGUCAUUUCCUGCCACACCACAGAGGAAGAGGCGAUGUGUGUUCAAUAAAUUAAUACGUGUUCAUCGCCAUUAAGCUGUUAAAUUUGUAUAAAAACCUUUUUGUAAUAAAAUUAUUCUGCAUGAUAAAGCACUCA